AUAUUCCAUUGAACAGUGCCCCUUUUGUUUUCUCGAAUUCCAACCAUUCCCUGCCCCUGCAGAAACCUCCAUUAUAUCCCGGCACCUCCUUUUCAUUCUCUACCAUAAAAAAACAUAAACCAAAAUACCAAAAAGACCAGGCUUCUCUCUCUCUCUCUGGCUCUCUCUAGCUGUAGAAACUCGAAAGCAGGAAAGGUCUCUGAUCCCUCUGCACUCUCUCUUAAAUACGCAACUUCCCCUUUUCACUAACUUUUCCUGCAUCCCUUCAUCCCAAAAAAACUCUCUCACUUUCUCCAUUUCCCUCUCUCUCUCUCCCCGUCUCUGACUAAUUGUUUGAUCCUACUUAAAAAACCCUAUCUCCGGCUACCAACUUACUAAUUUAUAUGUCUGAUCACUUCCUCAACCCCAAUGCAAAUCAUAAGGCACUCAUGACCCUAUAAUUAUCAUACCUCUCAACCCUUUUUCCUUCAUAUUAUUAAUUUACACAUUUCUCCCUCUCUUUCCUGUUUGCUAUAAGAAUCUCUCUUAUUGUUCCUCACCAUUGUCACUUAUUUUUCUCCCUCUGUGUACCUCAUGAGCUCAAACCCUAGCAUGAUGAAAAAAAUUUCUUUACCCUUGCCUGAUCUCUCUUUACAGAUCAGCCCUCCAUCAUCUGCGGAUGAUCUUCCAUACGAUAUCGGAGUAACGAGAAAAGCACUUUACAGUACAGACAGGAGCUCAGCCACCGACUCCGGCAGCAGCGGAAGCGAUUUGAGUCAGGAACAUGGCUUCUACCACCUUGAAAGGAGUGGCAGUUACAAUCUUGCUUCGGCGGUUGAGGAGCCAAAGUUGAGUUUAGGGUUUGAUGAAAGGAAAGAUCAUCAUCACCAUAUGGCUAGUCCUCCUCCUCCAGCCCUCCAAAUGCCAAGAAACUUCAACAGUAAUCAUUGCUUCAACCACCACCACCCUCAAAUCUACGGCCGCGAGUUCAAGAGAAGCGCGAGAACGGUUGGUGUUGUGAAAAGAAGCAUCAGAGCUCCAAGAAUGCGGUGGACUACAACCCUCCAUGCCCAUUUCGUUCAUGCAGUGCAGCUUCUUGGCGGCCAUGAAAGGGCAACGCCAAAAUCUGUGUUAGAGUUGAUGAAUGUGAAGGAUCUAACCCUUGCUCACGUGAAGAGUCACUUGCAGAUGUAUAGAACAGUGAAGAGCACAGACAAUAAAGGAACAGGUCAUGAAGGACAAACAGAAAUCGGUUUGAGUCAAAAUCCAGAAAUCAAUCCAGCACUUCAAGCCAAUGGACAAUUAUCUUGUGACAAAGUUAACACUAAUAGAGGUUUGCGGUCUUCUUCGACGGAGAUCACAACUGGGAGCUCUAAUUUAAGACAUGAAGAUGGUUUGACAUAUUCUCAUUCCCCACCAUCAAAUGGCACUAAGGUGGAAGAAGACGAUUCAGGCCGCCGCCAUGGGUAUGCUCAAAGCAUGAAAGAGAGGCCGACGUUGGAUUGUAGCUCCUUGGCAUCGUCGGAUAUGUACCUUAAUCUAGAGUUCACUCUUGGAAGGCCAAGUGGCGAGUGGACGCUGCUCAAUAGCCUCAACCUUCAAAUGACUUAACCGUAGCUAGCUAAUUAAGCUUCAAAAUUAAUCAAGUGUUACUUAAUUAAACACUAGAGUUAAUAUAUGUUAAUUUGCCUCUUAAUUUUUAGGCAGACGUCGAGAAAGAAAAUAUCUAAUGUGCAAUAUCAAUCACUUCAUGUAAUUCCUUGUUUAAUUUUGUCUCUUUUUAACCAGAAACUUAAGAGGGAAAUGCAUGGUAUAACAUAAAUUAUGUAA
Malus domestica (apple) is the source of this 1809-nucleotide messenger RNA. RefSeq names its product probable transcription factor KAN4. Gene Ontology annotation, cellular component: nucleus. Gene Ontology annotation, biological process: abaxial cell fate specification; regulation of DNA-templated transcription. Lineage: Eukaryota; Viridiplantae; Streptophyta; Magnoliopsida; Rosales; Rosaceae. Gene Ontology annotation, molecular function: transcription cis-regulatory region binding. The record is from RefSeq and is a predicted model, not a curated record.